Molecule: messenger RNA, 3123 nt
Organism: Chelonia mydas (Green sea turtle)
Lineage: Eukaryota; Metazoa; Chordata; Testudines; Cheloniidae
Exons: 2
Coding region: 932-2242 (436 amino acids)
Source: RefSeq, a predicted model, not a curated record
GUCAAAAGCUUUGUUAAAGUCAAGAUGUAUCACAUCCACCACUUUCCCAUAUCCACAGAGCCAGUUAUCUCAGCAUAGAAGGCAAUCAGGUUGGUCAGGCAUGACUUGCCCUUGGUGAAUCUAUGCCCCAUUGCCCCCAAUUUCUCCAGGAGUAUCAUGAACCCAGCCACGUUGUCCCCGGGGUUCUUUCAACCCAAAGUUCUUGGUAACUUUUCCUCUGUGCAAGGUGGUGUCAGGGGAGACGCGGCCGAUCGAUGGCUGGCACAAACAGGACAACACAAGAGGGCUUUCACUUAAAGCUAAACUUUACUUAGUCUCAGGCACUUACACAACAGGUUAGUGAAACACCCCCAACCCUCGAUAAUUACCAAAGCUGAGUGUGGCCCUCGAGUGGCACUGUGACUGGCUUCCGCCGGCCAAACUUCUGUCUGGACCCUGAGAUGCGUCCAGAGGGAGUGUCCCUGAAGAAACUCCCCCGAACAAACUUUCCCCCCUUAUUUACACGUUAGUAAUACGAUGACAAACAAACUCAGACUUUCCCCCCUUAUUUACACGUUAGUAAUACGAUGACAUGUCACUUAAAGAACACUUGCUAAGCGAGCAAUUUUUAAAGGUCAGGCAAGAGGUUUCCUUCUGAUCAUUAAUUUAACCAAACGUGUUUUUAGCGUGAACGUGCCUCGAUGCCCUGAUAGAUCCAUUCCUAUUUAUCUAAAAUACACGUAUCAGCGAUUUCCACGUUCGUAGCAGGACCCUGGAACCCGCUCCCCUCCUGCCUUGGUUAAGCGAAGGCCGCUGCGUGGCCGCUCUAUGGGCGGCUGACGAGGCUGCUGUUAGCAGCAAACGUUAGUGAUUCAGGCACUUUACUGGUUUGCCAAGAUCUCCCCGUACAGCCUCUCCGGCGCCCACUACGGGCCGGAACACGAAGUGCGGGAUGAGGCGCCCGGCAGAGCUCAGCGAGGCGCCCGGAGGAACCUGCUGGAGCCCCAAAGAAGGAGAAUCCGUCCGGGCUGCCGGCUGCCAGGAGAGGCACCUGAGGACAAAGGAGAGGUCGGAGAGCGAGUGCUGGGCGCUGGCGUCGGAGCUGGGCCAGCGGAUCGCGGCGCUGGAGGCGGAGAACCGGAACCUGCGGUGCGAGCGGGACCAGCUGGAGAGCCGGACGCGGGGGCUGCGGGAGGAGCUGGAGCGGAGCCGCAGCUCGAUGCUGCACGUCGGCCAGAAGCUGAAGGAGCAGGGGGGCCGGGCCAGGCCGGGCCGGUUCUGCCUGGCCAGCAUCCGGGACAACGGCAAGUGGCUGCGGUUCUACACUGGCUUCGGCAGCGCCCAGCGCCUGGCCGCGUUCCUGGCCUUCCUGACUGAGGGGGAGCCGCGGCGGGGGGCCGAAGCGGGCCCCCCCAGCGCCCUGAGCCCCGAGGACCAGCUCUUCCUGGUGCUGGUGCGGCUGCGGCUGGGGCUGCUCCUGCAGGAUCUGGCCUUUCGCUUCCAGCUCUCCGAGGCCACCGCCUCCCGCUACUGGCUCAGCUGGACCCAGCUCAUGGAGACCCGGCUGGCCCAGGUGAGCCCCCCCGCGGGGCCAGCACCCCCAGAGGGAAAAGGCCCCGUACCUCAUUCCCGGCCCCCGAGCCAGUCAGUCCCUGCCCUGGGACGGGAUGGGAGCUGGCGCCCCCUAGAGGGGAGCAGGGGAAUAGUGGAGGGACUGGUCCACCCCUCACAUGGGGAGGAGGCAUGGCCCCGCCCCCCCAAGGGACAGGGGUUGCCUGGAGGGAUAGGUAGGCCGCCCAAAUGGGGGGGAGGUGUGGUCCCCCCCACCUGGGAAGGGGGUGUGGCCUGGAGGGGCUGGUCCCCACACAUGAGAAUGGGGGUGGCACGGAGGGCCCCCCGCCCCGCAGGGCAGGGCCUGACACUCCCAUCCCCCUCUCCCCAGGUGCCGGUGCGGUGCAGCCCGCGCUACGUGGAGCGCUUCGAGCCGCAGCGGGCGUCCCGGGUCGGGGGCGUCCCGCUGGUGGUGCUGGACUGCGCCCAGCUCUGCUUCGAGGGCCGGGGCCGGCAGCUCUAUGCCCUGCAGGGCUGUGCCCUGGCCGCCCCCAGUGGCUUCCUGGCCUUCUGCUGCAGUGCUGCCCUACCGGGCGGGGAGGGGGGGGGCAGGGCCGGGGCUGCCCCCCUUCCUGCGGGACGGCCCCGUGGCCCUCAGCGCCCAGCAGGGGGAGGCCUGCCUGCAGGUGCUCAGCCUGGCCAGCCUGGCUGACAAGGCCCUGCGCUUCCGCUUCCUGCACGGCGUCCAGCCCCCCACCAUGGAGGGCCAGGUGGGGCGGGCCUGGGCCAUCUGCUGCUACCUGGCCUGCCUGCUACAUGAGCCCAUGGGGCUGGCAUAGGUGAGGAGGUGGGGCUUUGGGGAUUCCCCCCUUCCCCAGUGGCUGGCAGGUGUAGGGCUGGGAUAGGGGCCUGGAUUCUCCCCCCUAACCCAGUGGCUGGUGGGGAGAUCUGGGGGUGCAGCACCUGAGGAGGCUCAUUGGGGAUGGGCAGGGGGUCCUGCUCACAGCUGUAGCUGAUCUGUGUGGCAGCCUGGAUAGAGCAUUUGGCCCCACAGCGCCCCCUCCUGGGGGUGCCUCUGCACAGGAAGGGGGCUAUGGUUGGGGGAGGGACAAAUCCUGCUCCUAGGAGGAAGGAGACUGGUCACAUUUGGCCUCUGUGGUCCUGAGCCCUGGGAGGGGCCAAGCCCCCCAUUGAUUCCAGCCCCUGAAGGCAGGACGAUGGGAUGGUAACUGGGUGCUGGAAGCAGCUGGAGCUGUAUCAUUCCCCCUUCCACACAGGUGAGGGUAAACUGAGGCACAGAAAGACCAUGCUCCGCCAAGGACAGAACCCAGGAGUCCUGGCUCCCAGCCCGCCCCCAACCAGUAGUCCACACUCCCCUCCCAGUCAGGGGGAGGGGGGGCUUGGGGAGAAUGAGAAACUGGGAGCCAGGACUGCUGGGUUCUAGCAUCACCUUUUCUGCCUCAGUUUCCGGCUUUGUUUUCUCCCCCUUCUGCCCAGCUGCUCCUGGCCCCUGUUGUUCUCAAUGCGGGUGGGUUCCUGGAUUAUUUGUAAUCCCCCCCUUUUGGUUGGAAAUAAACCCUUUGUUCCUGGUAA